Molecule: messenger RNA, 6110 nt
Organism: Lutra lutra (Eurasian river otter)
Lineage: Eukaryota; Metazoa; Chordata; Mammalia; Carnivora; Mustelidae
Gene: FAM178B
Product: family with sequence similarity 178 member B
Exons: 18
Coding region: 228-2171 (647 amino acids)
Source: RefSeq, a predicted model, not a curated record
GCAACGUUGCGGGCGCGGGGAGGCCGGGGCGGCCCUGGAGCCUCUUCCUUUACAGGCCCUUCAGACUCCCUGCGGCUUGCCUCACCCGUUAUCCCUUGCCCCAGGUGGUUGUGGCUGGUAGACUUGCCUUUCAGUGCUUUCAACAAAGGCUGCCCAGGAGGCCACUUCAGCCCUGGGAAAGUUCCAAGUGAGAGAAAACAGAGGACAGGAAGUCCAGUGGUUUGCAGAUGGCCGGGCCUGAGGAGACUCCGCCAGCCCUUCCUCAGGACGAAGGGGGCCAGGAAGCUGAAGCGACGCCCAUCCUGUUGCCCAGCCUGAAGGGCAGCUGCUUCGACCAUCCCCUGCACCAGAGGCUCCUCCAUGCCACCCGGCGCUGCAGCAGUCCUACCUCAGCUCUAACGCCUAAGGUGUCAAAGAAGCCCAAGGUGCAUGCGGCCAGGGACAUGUUCCCCAUUGACUGGAGCCCGCCACCUGUAGAGUUCCUGAACCUGAGGGUACCGCCAGCAGGCAGGGGAACCCCAGGCCCGAGGAGGGUUGAUGCAGUGGGGCCUCACGGCCUGAGGACAUGGGCCCACCAGCUGCCUGACAAGUUAGAGCAGGAGCCCCAGGACUCGGACCCUCAGGGGAAUCUGGCCUCACUGGAGGAGCCGUUCUGGAACAUGGCAGGCCCGAGCCAAAAGGCUGAAGUGAUGGACACCCACACCUUGUUCACCUCUGGGGCCUCAGAGAGCUACGUCAAUAGCUUAGACUACUUACUGCAGGAGAAGUGGGACCAGGCCCUGGAGCAGGAACGAGAGCAGCUGCUUCUGCAUGACCGUCCCCAACUCAGCUUCCUGGAUCUGGAUGAAGAUGAAGUGCCUCUCACACCUGAGCACAGGAUGCUGGUGGAGAAGUUCUCCGUGUCACCUCAGGUCAUCCCGCUGGUGCACCCGGGGGAGACGGUGUUUCUACCCAGGCAUCAGCCCCUGCCCUGCAUCCUGGACCGUUCACAGCUCAAGCCACGGAGCCACCUGGAAGAAUGGUUCCUCAGCUGCCCGCCCACCCAGCAGCUCUCCUUCCUGCACAUGGGCUUCCUGAGCAACCUCUACUUGCACACCCCCGACUGCCCAGUGGCCCUGCUCCGAUGGCUCUUCCAGCUGUUGACAUGGCCUCCAGAAACUUCUUUGGGAGCCUUCAGUCUCCUAUGGGAUCUCAGCGUGGAUGGGCUCUUCCAACAGUCUGAUGGAGACAAGAGAUGGUGGUGCCCCUCGCUGCAAGAGGUCAUGGAAACAUUCCACAGCUUGGGAGCCUGCAGCCCUGCGCUGGACCCCAGUCAGCCCGGUGAGAGAGUGCUUAAAAACGACAUAAACCUGAGCUGGAGUCAGCAGCAGGACAGCCCCCCAGAGACUGCCUUGGACCUUAGCCUAAGCUACAUAUGUAAGUUCCUGGCGCUGUGUGCCCUAGCCCAGCCAACGGCCUACACCGAUGGGGAGCUCUUGGGCCUGAUUGAGCUCCUGUGCCGAGCUGGCCUAGAUGUGGGGCUCCGCCUGCUACCCAAGACUGAUCUUCAGCAGCUUCUGCUUCUGCUCCUGGAGAACAUCCAUGAGUGGCCCGGGCAGCUCCAGCGGCUGUGCUGUACCCUGAGCAAGGUGUCAGAUCACCACCACAACCUGCUGGCCCUUGUGCAGUUCUUCAUGGAUGUGACCUCUCGGAGCAGGCAGCUUCGAAGCCAGCUCAGCCUCCUGGUCAUUGCCCAGAUGCUGGACCAGCAAGAGACGCUUCCUCUCUGGCAAGAGAAGGCCCAGCUGUUUUUGCUCAGCCAGCUCCUGAGUCUCAUGAGGCCAUCAUCCCUCAGGCAGCAUCUGGGCUCUGUGACCUUGCCACCCAGCCAGGAGCAACAGCCAAAGGCCAGUGCUGAGCUAGACCACAAGGCCUGCUACUUAUGCCACAGCCUGCUGACGCUGGCCGGAGUGGUGGUCAGCUGCCAGGACAUUACUCCAGACCAGUGGGGGGAGCUGCAGCUGCUGUGCAUGCAACUGGACCGUCACAUCAGCACCCAUAUCCGGGAGAGCCCCCAGGCCAUGCACCGGACCAGACUCAAGGACCUGGCAGCCCAGACCUAUAUUCGCUGGCAGGAGCUGCUGGCCCACUGCCAGCCCCAGGCCCAGUACUUCAGCCCCUGGAAAGACUAAAAGAGCAGGGCACAGCUGGUCCCCAGCUCUUGGCUCUGGCUGGAAGUGAAUGGGGCUCAAGCAAUAGGAGGAAGCGAAGAACAGAGGCCAGAGGAGGGCCAGUAUGAUGAAAUGAGAGCUUGCUUCCACACUGCCCCUGACCCCCACCGGGCAAUGGAUAUGUCUCCCUGCCUGGCCCACCCCUCAGCCCUCCUUCCCUCCCAGCUGUCUCCUCUGCCCCAAGGCCUUUGUCUCCACUCUCUGGUUUCCCAGGGCCUCCUGGGCCCUCCCCACCGUCCUUCCUCCCUCUGUCACUAAUGUGAGCUUUGUUUGUGCACACUAAAGUCUUAUUUCAGCUUCGGUGGUUUAGAAAAUUUCCUUCAAUCCCUGUCCUGAGGGCUCUUGCCCAGGGUCCAGUUUCCUGACAUCUCUCCACUGGGACUGCGCUGAGUUCCCACCUCUGACAGUCAUGUGACUGGUCCUCUUAGGCUCCUCCCCCUGUCCCAGAAGGCUGUUUGUAAAUCCUGAGGGAAGUUAUUCCUGUCAGAAACACACAGGCAGGAGGGCUAGGGAGCAUGGGUUUGGACCUGGUCUGGGACCAAACCCCCCCACCCACCCCUUACUCACUGCCCUCUCCGGGGACAGUCCACAGACUGAGCUGGUGGGUCAGGAGUGUAAUUACACUUAAUUCAGCUUAUUGUUGAGUUCUGAAAUCAACUCCACAGACUUAGAAAUGGGGAAUGGGGGAUGGAUGGUAGGGGCCAAAAGACAGUUCUGGAUACUGCUGUUGCUUUCCCUCAGCCUUACCCUUGCUCUGAUUCUUAAGGAAGUGCUGGAUGUCUUUGACACACACACACACACACACCCCCGCCUUGAGAAGCAAAUGGGCCCUGAGCAAGCCGGCAAGAUCCUUGGGUAUGCCCAUUCUCUGUCUACUCCUCCAACCCCAAGAAUCCAUUUUAGCAUCAGGUUGGGAGAGGGUUUUGCAGGGUCCAUAAGACAUGGAAAUAGCAGAGGAUCACCCUACACCCCUGGCCCAUGCCCAUUCAUCAGCUCAAGCCGAGCGUGUGCCGACAGCUUCACCAUGGCUGGUGCUUACGACUUUCUCUGUUGAUGUGCCCCUUUCCCUUUUUCUUUUAUGCCACAGGGGCAGGGCAGGCUAACUAGGAGAAAGACUCCCCCCACAUAAAGGACCUUCAGGGCAAGUGGCUCAAUUUGCAGACCUGAAGGGUAGCCCAUCACUUCCUGGGCCUGUCUUAUUUAUUUGUUUGCUUGUUUUGUUUUACUUAAGUACGCUCCACAUCCAGCGUCGAGCCCAACUCAGGGCUUGAACUCAUGACCCUGAGAUCAAGACCUGAGCCAAGAUCAAGAGUUGGAUGCUUAACCUACUGAGCCACCCAGGUGCCCCCCUGGGGCUGUUUUAGACACAGCUGCCUCCCUCACCCAGAAGGCUGGGACCUGGGGCAUCUAUAAUUCAGAGGGCCUGAGCACACAGCCGAGCGCUGCGUGCCAUACCGGUCGUCGCCCUGCCAUGCUCUCUUUGCCAAGUGACAGGUGGAAGAAGUCCUUGGCCAGGGUGACUUGGAUGCCCAGGUGACUUGACCGAGAGUUCUGGUUUCUGUUCCUGGCCACAUCACAGGGCCCCCUGGCUGGGGCACCACGGAGGCCCGAGCGGCAUCAGGUAGGCCUGAGAUGGUCUGAUAAAAGUGAAGGCUCUGGUGAGGUAGCCUCCUUCGUGUCCCUCCAGGCUGCCCCCGCUUCUGACACUGUACAUCCUGACAGCUAAUCCUCAGCUCUUCGGUUUGCUCUGGAAACCUGGAAAUCACCUUUGAAAUUUCCCCUCUUUGUUCUCACUGCCAAGGGCAGAGAGGGAAAGGCCUAAGAGGCUGAACUGGGGAGUUUCCAAUUCUCGAAGCUGCCCCUACCUGGUCUGAGAAAGAGAUCAUGCUGUCUAUCAGCACAGACACCCAGGGCCUUUCUCCCCAGUCCUGGUCCUUGAGCACUGAGCCCUCCUCCCCUGUUCCCCAAACACGCUUGUCCCCAAGGGGGAAACAGAUACCAAGGAGAAAGACGGUGUUGGUGACUACUCAGUCCUUCCAGAGAUCUAGCGGUAACCUGAGCAGAGGGGUAUGCUUCAAGGUCACCCAAGGGUGUCCCAUAUCCCCUGGGACAUGUAAUGGGCCCUCACUGGAACUGGCUAGAGGCUGACCAGAUCUUCUAAAACCAGUCUGGGACCAGUUAGAGACUCAGUCUCCUCCAGGCCAAGAAUUCCACAGUGCUGCUGGCGACUUCACCACUUGCCCUUUCCAGAUCCUUAAGCCCCUGGGAAAAGGCUGAGGGAUAUCCUGAUUGAAGGCCCUGGAAACGCAGCAUCCGGGGCUGUGAUGACGGAUGUUUUCCGGCUUCCUUUUGGUGAUGGUGGCAGGGAGGGGCUGGGAAGGGAAAGGCUUCCCAGGUGGACAGCUUUGAUAACUCUCUUCUAGGAGGAAGUAGAGGAAGUCCUUUUCCUAUGUCCCCACUCACCUCAGUCCCCAGCCCUCCAAAAGAUCCCUGAAGGGUGGCUGACCCAGGCUUUCUCAUUUCCCCCUCUGUGAGCUAACAACAGCUCUCAGAUCCUUUGGAAGUUGGCCAGGAAGUGCUCACUGGAGAACCCCAGUGUGAACCCUGGGCUCCACUCUGGUCUGAAAGCUGCCUUGCAAGAGCUAGUGGUAAGGAGCUCAAGUGAGGGACACCAUGGCACAUGACCAGUGUGUGGGAGAGGGACUGGGAGGUUGACUUUCAGGCAAGACUCCUGGACCCAUCUGUAGGGACUGAGCUGAGUCUGAGCUGAGCUGCCAGUGGAUCCUUGGAGAAACUCAGAAGACAUUUAGCAUAUGUGGGCUUUCCUUGACUUGGCCACAAGCAGAUGAGCAAGAGGGCCUGUCAGGGCCUAAGGCUUAAAGCAUGGGUACUUUAAAUAGAAUAUGCCAGACAGGCCCUAGGGAGACAUGACAGGUACAAGAGACUUUCCUUCUUUUUUUUUUUUUUCCCCUUAAUUUAAAACCCAGGAAUGCUCAUUUUUGACCGGUUGUACUUUUAUUAAAAAGUAUGAAUCAUGAGCAAGUAGUCAUGCAGGAAACUUUAUCCUCUACCCACCCACCCAUGGAAAAGGCCAGUGCUGGAAAUUAGAAGCAGGAAAUGAGUGAAGGUAGAAAAGGGGAGUGGGGUGGGGAGCUGCAGCCUUAUCUUUGAGGAGCAUUUGGGAGGGAAGGGCUCCCCGAGUCUGCUAGCAGGAACAGAGAAGCCUGCCAGAACGUACAGAAGACUGUCCCUGCCAGUGAAACCAAACCACCUUUUGAAACUUUCCACUGGGGCCGUCUUGCAGGUGGAGCUCUGCCUGGUGGGGGUGGGAGCAGAGGUGAGGAAAACAGCAGGAAACGAGCUGUUUCGGGCUUAAAGUUUGUCCAGAUGCACUCUGACUUGGUGGAAAGACAGGACUGGGAGUCCCAAGACCUGAUUUAACAUCCUGACCUUGCUAAGUAUCUACGUUACUUUGAGCAGGUUGCUUCAUCCUUCUGAGACUCAUUUUUAUCUCCAAAAUCAGAGACAAGGAUACCUGCCGUUUGAACGGUGGUCAGGGUGGAUGAUGUGAGGAAAUGUAUGUGAAGGCAGGUGGCAAAGUGUAAAGCACAGAACAGAUAUGAGUGCUAUCUGCAUAUCAGUUCACCUCCACUCGAAAAAAGACUCAGGGUCUAACCUGGAGGAGGCGUCACCCCCAACUCCCUCCCAGCCAGCAGAGGCAGAGCCUUCCCUGCCCACCCCAUGCUAACUGUUAAGGCUUGCCCUCUAUCUCCAGCAUCUCCAAGACCAUGGCUCGCUUUUUUUUUUUUUUUUUUUUUUUUUUUGCCUAGUGGAAAGGAGCUGGGAAAUAUGGCUUUGGCCAGUGCAGGAGAAGGGCCCUUUAUGUGUACCAGCAAAGAC